AUGGCAUUUGAAGUUCUCCUCGAGGGGAAGCAGUCUGAGGGACAGGAGACCCUAGACGUGCUGCGAUCUCCAUCGACGGAAUCCACAACGAACCACCAUGAAUGGGCGGAAGCUGGACCAGGGGCCACUGGAGGUCCUGACGAGCUUUGCUCGAAUGCCACCUGCGUUAGAAGGUGGGGGAAAGUGCAGGCAGAGAGGUUUCGCGGUGGAUUCUACUGGGUCCUGCUCUCUAUGCUCGUUCCUGCUCUGAUUAUUUCAGUGUUGCGGGAAGUUUGCAGAACCUCCCAAUCGGCCUCCAUCGGCAAGGCCCCAGGAACUUGGAUUCGCAGGCUGUCGAGCAGCGAGGGAAGCACUGAAGAAGACGACACUUUAUCCCAGCUAAUAGAAGUGUGUGCAGAAAUGCAGGAGGACCUCGCGCUAUCCGUUCCCCAACGCACCAACCCAGAUGGUCCGAUGGACGCCGCUGAGCAGGUGGCAAGGAUAGCCUUCGACUUGGAGCUGGAAGCUCUGGCGUUUGAGCGCGCGAUGCGACGAACUCAACAACAAGGCCGUGCAAGCAUACCUUCCCAGCCGCGACACCCUGCAAGUGCGGAUAUCAGUUGUCAACGCACGCGUCAGGCGGAACCAGUCCACAUGCCAGGCCCACAACUUGGUACCCCAAGCAACCUUCAUUUACAGUCCGGUAUCACAGCUUCAGAUACUCAGCCUGCAGGUCUCCCUUCUGACCCUAUGGCUGCGCCCACAGGACCUCUUGGCGAAGAUUCUCAACCUCUCCCUUCCGUCCCCCCGCCUUUGGGGGAUCCCACACCUUUCGAUUGGCCACCGCAGGUUGCCUUGCCGAUUUUACAGUCCGAUUCAGCAGCCCUCCAGGCUUUUGCGGGUACCCAACCUCCUGUUGUUGCCUCAAAUUCGGUUGGUUUGCCUCAUCAGGUUGCAACGUUGCUGGCGCAGGAUGUUGCACAUAUUAAUACGAGGGGGCAACCCCUCAGCCAGCUGCCAAGUGUUGAGCAUUCAGGAUCUGAUCCUGACAUGUGGCUUGAGGAGGGUCCCGCUACUGAAAGUGCAUUAGAAGCUCCCAAACAGAGUUCACAUAGUUCUCACUGGAUGUCACCAGACCCAGCAGCACAUGCCUCAUGGCAGGUCCCUGAAGGAGAGUCAAACACAGGAGCUGCAGGUCUGAGAUCCCCAGCAGAGUCAACAGGGAGCGCACGCAGGGACUCCGCAAGACUACAGCCCGAAGCUGUUGCAGAGGAGGCACCCGCAACAGCAAGAGCGCUAGCAGCGGCAAGGGCUAGUCUACAGGCCGACCUAGAUGCCCAUCCGUAUGUCCGGCUUCCUGGUUUAGCAAGGGGAGUGGUAGUUCCGAACAUUCUACUGUCACGUACGAGUUUUGUGUCCACAAAGGGUCAGCCACUGCGCGAUGCCUUGUUUCCUCUUCGCCAUCUGUUCUCGAGGCUGGAGCUGAGCCAGACGGAAGUUAAUUUUCUAGUGGGGCAUAUCGAGGAAUUGGCGAUUGCGUCGGGCGGGCGGGCGAAGCAAGCUACACUGAUGGGCCGCCCUGGUCAUGGCAUUGCGACCCUCGGGCAGCAGUUUCUGGUGUUAGAUGCCAUUGUGUCAUCACUUCAAGUCCUAGGGAUCUCGCCGCAUUCUUUAAGUUGGUGGGGAAGCUUCGUCGGCUGCUUUGAUACAAGCUAUCGGUUUGCUGAACCAUCAAGUCGCAGCCAAGAGAGGAGCAGGGUUGUCGGCGACUUUGCUAAUCGUCUUCUGGAUGCCAUUUCCACGUUCAAAAGAGGAGGGCGGCCGAAAUCCCAGGAUAUUAUCUUUCUGAAACGGUUUCUUUUUUUCUCUCCCCAUGCGCCGGCGCGCUACGCGAAUCCUUCGUGGGACCAGUGGAGGUAUGACCAUCUACAGUUUGAAGAACGUCAUCCUGCAGCAUGUAAAUUGUUGCGGGCUGAGUGGCCUUCGUAUUAA
Messenger RNA from Eimeria maxima, 1971 nucleotides. RefSeq lists its product as hypothetical. The transcript has a single exon. Lineage: Eukaryota; Apicomplexa; Conoidasida; Eucoccidiorida; Eimeriidae. The coding region runs from base 1 to 1971 and encodes 656 amino acids. The record is from RefSeq and is a predicted model, not a curated record.